AUGGGUACAGACGGAAUUUAUAUCGAUGCCCGCUCAGUACAGAUAUUUUACAGCUGUGUAGAACUUACAGGUGGUGAAGGAUUAUCGAACAUAGAGCAUGAACGAAUCCAUCGGAAUACAAAGCAAGCUACACGAAACUUACAUCCUUCAAAUUGUGGCUCAUGUUUUGUUCAUAGCGGUGACAUGUGGCGUUUUCUUUGUCACGAGGUAUACCGUGCCAACUCAUUGGAUAAACGACAAGCGACCGACCUGAAGAACUUUGACACGUAUUUCAUGAAAUCUCACACAAACUUCUUAUCUUGCUUGACUGUCUGGUGGGCAAACAGGUUACCUUUCAUAUCUAAUAAAAUAGUGAACACAUCCGAUUUAGGCAGCUUGCCUGAUGAAUACAGCGUGCAGCAAAUACUUCAUAUAUUUAAUAAAGCCUACAAAUUUGAGCAAGAACAGGCAGGGGAUAAUCAACAACCCUCAUUGUGGAAAGUUUAUUGGCGUGCGCAUAAAUUUGAAAUAGCUGCUGGAAUAAUAGCUCGUGUUCUUAGCUUUUUACUGAGUAUUGUGCCACCACUGUGCCUUACCGGUUAUACAAACUAUGCCACAGAGUACUAUUACAAUAAUGUGAAGAAGUAUUAUGGAGUAUAUGAGAGAAUGCUGCAGUUGUCCAGGUCAUCGGGUCAAUCAUUGGUUGGACAAACUAUUAAUAUGAUGUCUGUGGACGGCAUCGCCAUACAGUGGCUCUUCUUGUUUAACAAUUUUAUCAUCGCUAUUCCUGUACAAAUCUUGGCUGUAUCGUGUGUGCUUAUCUGGCACGUGGGAGUAGCCGGAAUCUUAGGAGUGUGUAUUGUCGUGGCGACGCUACCGUUGUUAUUUUGGAUUAGUACUAUGCAGAGUGGAUCACAGAAAUUGUGUCUAUCUUAUUCUGAUAUUCGUUUGAAAAUGACUAACGAGGUAUUACAAGGAAUGAAGCUUAUCAAAUUAUGUGGAUGGGAAGACAUGUUUACGUCACGUAUGAAUGAAGCACGACAACAGGAAAUGAAACAUAAGUCAAAUGUCGGAUUACAUUUUCUUUAUGCAACUGUCGUGUCACAAUGUGCGCCAAUCAUUGUUCCUGUCGUUAUAUUUGCUAUGCAUUCAUACCUCGAAACUGCGCCAUUAACACCAGAUGUGGUGUUUUCUGCGCUUGCGUUGACAAACUUGCUGCUGCAUCCCCUCUACUUCCUACCUAAUUUAUCAAAGUAUGUGGUGGAGGCAGUGACUAGUAACACCAGAGUUCAGUCAUAUUUAACAUUGCUGAACAUAAGUAGGUGUAGAAAUGAGUCAGAAGUCACUUUAAAUGAUACUGAAGAAGAUUACAUCGAUGAACAUUAUAAGAUGCAAAACGAUAUGAAUACCGUUAAUAGCAGAACGCCAUUGACUUCCUUUGCAUCAACCCGGAACUACUCAGCAACAAGUUCUUGUACGUCUUCCAGAAUAUGUUACGUACAGCCAGAUAUUGCAGUUGAAAUUAUCAAUGGUACAUUUUCGUGGACAGAAGACGCAUGUGAAUCAGUUCUGAAUAACAUUAAUGUAAAAAUUCGAACCGGUUCACUGAACAUUAUAGUAGGCGACGUUGGUUCUGGUAAAUCUUCCUUACUAUCAGCAAUUCUUGGAGAGCUGUACACAGUGUCUGGAAAAAUUAUUUUUCCUGGGAAUGACAAGAGUUUGGCUUACGUUGCCCAGGAAGGUUGGUUACAGAACGCAUCACUCAGAGACAAUAUACUGUUUGGGGAAGAGUAUUUACCUGAAAGGUACGAUGCAGUUAUCAGUGUAUGUGCAUUGAAAUUUGAUUUACAAAACAUACCUGGAGAUAAGAAAGAAAUUGGCGAGAAAGGUAUUAAUAUAAGUGGAGGACAGAAACAACGAAUUAGUCUUGCGAGGGCGCUGUACAGUAAUGUAAACACAGUAUUGCUGGAUGACCCCGUAUCAGCCCUGGAUGUACACGUGGCGGCUCACGUGAUGGAAAAGGCGAUUUUGCAAUUUUUACUUGAUGAGCAUCGUACAGUAGUUCUUGUUACCAAUCAAACUGAAUAUUUGGAACAUGCAAAUCAGAUUAUUGUCUUGAAAAAUGGGUUCAUAUCAUACAAAGGUGAUUUGAACGAAUUGCGAACACACGAGACGUGGCAGUCACUACACCACAAUGUUCCUAGGUGGAGGAAUAAAAGUAAAAAUAACACGAAAAUCCGGGCAGUACCACCAAGCGCACCCAAUAUGGCAACAUCAAACGUAAAUGCAUCUCUAAUUGUCGAGGAAGAACGCAAGACAGGGGGUGUGCCAUGGAACGUGAUUACUUCGUAUGCUAAAGCAAUGAAACUCUCACGUGUUGCUGUUAUUGUUGUUUGUUUUGUUCUACAACUUGCCGCAGUUGUUAUUAACAAUUUGAUAUUGUCAGCUUGGUCGACCGCUGGUCAGGAGAGCAUUACAGGAACACAGUAUGAACAGGAUUCGUUGGUCGACUACUACCUACCACGGUAUGCUACAGUGACAAUCAUAAUCAUUGUAAUGACGAUGCUAACCAAUACAUUUCAAGCUGUAUUCUCAUUGUCAGCGGCAAAAAGGCUUUUCAUGUUGAUGCUGCACAACGUCGGUCAUGCGCCGAUUCGGUUCUUCCAUACAACACCAGUGGGUCGAAUUCUUAAUAGAUUCUCCAACGAUACGAUGUCAGUGGAUUUAAAGCUGUGGAUUAUUCUUAAUGGAAUGAUGAGUGUCGGGGUGCAGCUUACAAGUACAUUCUUAGUGAAUAUGAUUAUUUCACCGUAUCUGAUUAUAAUUAUGGUGCUAAUAGUGCUGACAUUUUCGGUGUACAUUAACAGAAGUGUACGACUGCCAAGGUAA
Messenger RNA from Saccoglossus kowalevskii, 2868 nucleotides. Its product is annotated as ATP-binding cassette sub-family C member 9-like. Gene Ontology annotation, molecular function: ATP binding; ABC-type transporter activity. NCBI's taxonomy places the organism in Eukaryota, Metazoa, Hemichordata, Enteropneusta, Harrimaniidae. Gene Ontology annotation, biological process: transmembrane transport. The record is from RefSeq and is a predicted model, not a curated record. Gene Ontology annotation, cellular component: membrane.